UGGGAUUAUUUGGUUCAGCACUCUGAUCUCACAGGCUGAAGUUGCAUAUCCAUCAUGGGACAACUGGGAACUUUCUCUGUAUGGUUUGUCCUGCUGAUUUCAACUCAGCCCACCUUGCAAUUUUGGCUUUUUAAUGUUAUCUUUCCUCCUAACGCAGAUCCUCUUGAUGCAAAAGUGGACAACAUAACUCCUGUAAUUCUGGUGCCUGGCAAUCUUGGAAACCAACUUGAGGCAAAAAUCAACAAGCCAUAUGUGGUGCACUGGUUAUGUUACAAAAAGACAGAAGACUUUUUUACUAUUUGGCUGGAUCUCAAUAUGUUCUUACCUAUAGGGAUUGAUUGCUGGAUCGACAACAUGCGAAUAGUUUACAAUAAAACAACUCGCAAAAUAUCAAAUGCACCAGGAGUAGAAUUCAGAGUUCCUGGGUUUGGCAGAACUAGCCCUGUGGAAUUCUUGGACAACCACAAGUUAGCAGGAUAUUUGCAUACAAUGGUGCAGCACUUGGUUGGCCUGGGAUAUGUCAAAAAUGAGACUCUUCGUGCAGCACCAUAUGACUGGCGAAUUACUCCCAAUGAACAAGAUGAAUACUUCAGCAAGCUGAAGGUACUGGUGGAAGAGAUGUAUGAAAAUUACAACAGUUCUGUUCAACUGAUUGGGCACAGCAUGGGCAGCAACUACAUAUUGUACUUCUUGAACCAGCAGACACAGGCUUGGAAGGAUCACUAUAUUAAAGGCUUCAUCUCAUUAGGUGCCCCAUGGGGUGGAGUAGUCAAAGCAUUAAGAGUUCUUGCUUCAGGUGAAAAUGAUGGGAUUCCAUUUGUGUCAAAUAUAAAAAUUAGAGAGAAGCAACGGAUGACCACCAGCAACCCUUGGAUGAUUCCUAGUGACCUCAGCUGGCCUACAGAUCAUGUCUUCAUUUCUACUCCUACUUUCAACUACACAUAUAAUGACUACCAGCGCUUCUUCCAUGACAUCAACUUUGAAGAUGGCUGGUACAUGUGGGAAGACACCAAAAACUUAAUAGCCGACCUCCAACCUCCUGGUGUAGAAGUUUACUGCAUGUAUGGGACGGGCCUACCAACUCCAGUUACAUAUAUCUAUGAUGAGAAUUUUCCAAAUGCAGAUCCUAUUAAUAUCCUGUAUGAUGAUGGUGAUGACACAGUGGGCACUCGAAGCAUGGAGCUUUGCAAACGAUGGAUUGGCAAACAGGAUAAGCCAGUCCAUGUUAUUGAGUUUCAUGGUAUGCAACACUUGGACAUUGUCUUUAGCAGCAGAAGCCUUAAUUGUAUACAAGAGAUUCUAGAAGGGAAAUUUAAAGGGCCUUGACCUAAUGGAGCCUCUGAAUUUUCACAAGCUGGACCUCAGCGUCACCAAAGCACAAUAUUCUACUGCCAGAUGUUCAUUUUCCAUCUUUGUACUUGUUUGUGGUUUGACUACUAAUUUUUUCAGAAGGACUGAGAACUUUUAGCCACAUUUAACAAAAUAUUAAUGAUUCCUUUGUAACAUGUUGAUUUUUUUCUGUUUUCUUUUUAACUAUUAUUGAAAGUAUUAUUAAAGUGAAGUAACAGUCAUCAUAUCAAAUUGGA
Molecule: messenger RNA, 1586 nt
Organism: Polypterus senegalus (gray bichir)
Lineage: Eukaryota; Metazoa; Chordata; Cladistia; Polypteriformes; Polypteridae
Gene: lcat
Product: lecithin-cholesterol acyltransferase
Exons: 6
Coding region: 55-1326 (423 amino acids)
Biological process (GO): lipid metabolic process
Molecular function (GO): phosphatidylcholine-sterol O-acyltransferase activity
Source: RefSeq, a predicted model, not a curated record